AUGCUAUCGUCAGAGCUUAUAUCGUCAAUAAUUCCGACUCCCAACCUUUCAGACAUCAACGCCGGGGAGUUGGAGAACGACAUCUCCAUUAUUAUCAACUGGAUCAAGCUUUUUCCACAGCCAAUAGCAGAACCUACGUUAAGAGUCAAAUCAGCGGUAAAAUCAGUUUUGAAGGAUGAAUCGAGCCAGUUUCAAUUUACAAAGCUUUUGAACAACUCGAUCAACGAGAAUUUCCAGUUGGAAGGGUUUCAUAUGGAUGGCAUGAAUAUUUGCCCUGAUGAACUUCAAGGAGCUGAUCUUGCCACUGUGAUCCUGAGAGUGAUAAACACAAAGCGGUUCUACGAUAACUUGUUGAUAAGUUUGAACUUAAACUUGAGUACAUCAUGUUUGAAUUUAUACAAGAAGAACAUCAACAAGAACUUCAAAUUGUUGAUUGGGGAAGAGGUUUUUCUUGCUAAGAUAUACACCUACUUUGACGAGAAUUUCCUUAGGUUGAAUAGCUUUCACGAUUUCAACAUCAUCUUGAUGCUUCAAUUUUUUGAAGCAAUUGAAAUGAAGAAUGAGUUGAACCAGAUUCUCAUCAACAUUUUGAUUAAGAAGAUAAAGUUCUACAUCAAUGAAAACUUCAAGUUGGCAUGGAGUGUUCCCAUACUUCACACCUUGAACAACUUCAUUGAGCAUCAGAUUUAUUCAAACAUUGAUUUUGUGUUGAAAAGCCUACAUUUGAGCAUCGACAUGAACGACUUGAUUAAAAUUGGCUACAAUGAGCUUAUAAGUCUUCGAAUCAAUGAAAUAUACUCCAUCAUUAUCGAUUAUCCGAAAAGUGAAAUAUCAUUGGUAGAGCUUAACAGGUGUUUGAACUUUCAAAACUCAGACAACUUCGACCCUAAUAUUGAGUUCUACCAACGUAAUAAGUUAGUGGAGAACUUCUCUGACAAUGUCAACAAGAAUCUUUUGAAUGCUGGUAUAAAUACAAUUAAUUUGAUCAAAACUUACAUCAAGAUCAUCAAAUCCUUUUUAAUACUUGACCCUAAAGGAGUGUUACUUGAUAAGGUCAUUAGACCGGUGAGAAAGUACUUGAAGACAAGAGAUGAUAUAAUCAACAAGUUGGUGUUGGGAUUAUUAAAUAAAGAGCCUGAAUUGGUAGAGCUUUCAAGAGAAUUGCAAAAUACCGAGAAAAGCUUCAAACUUUUCAAGAAUUUUGACGAGCUAAAUGACUUAAACUGGGUACCCGAUCCAAUUGAUGCUUUGCCUGAUUUCAAGAAAUUCAAAAUCAACGAUAUAAUCCAAUCUUUGAUUUCUAUAUUCGACUCAAAGGAAAUCUUCAUCGUCGAAUUCACCAAGUUAUUCGGAAACAAAAUGAUCAACAGCGAAGAGGACUUGUCAGUGAUCUUGAAAAUGAUCAACUUAUUGAAGUUGAGAUUUGGUAAAAACGAGUUCUUCAACUUGGACAUCAUGGUGAAGGAUUUCAUUAAUUCCAGAUCAAAUAGAGGUAUGGUCGAUUCGACAAAUCUAAACUGCUUGAUAUUGUCGCAUCUCUACUGGAGUGAUAUUAUAGAGACUCCAAGCUUCACACUUCAUCCGAGUCUAUUGUUGACGUUUCAAGCCUAUAAUGAAAUGUAUAAGCGAGAGAAUUUCAACCGGUUUUUGAAGAUUAUUCCCAAUUUUGGAACCGUGAAGUUGAGCUUGGAAGGUAAGAGCUAUAACGUUCCCCUUGACAAGGCUUCUGUCAUACUUAUGUUCCAUGAUAACAACGAACCCGUUUCGGUUGCAAGUAUAUCUGAAACCCUCAACAUGUCAGAGUACUUUACCAACAAGAUAUUAGAGUUCUGGGUUCUGGAGGGCAUUCUCUUGAAGAUAACCCCCCAAUUGUACGCAAGUAACGAAUAA
Molecule: messenger RNA, 1890 nt
Organism: Yamadazyma tenuis ATCC 10573
Lineage: Eukaryota; Fungi; Ascomycota; Pichiomycetes; Serinales; Debaryomycetaceae
Product: anaphase promoting complex subunit 2
Biological process (GO): protein K11-linked ubiquitination; metaphase/anaphase transition of mitotic cell cycle
Cellular component (GO): anaphase-promoting complex
Source: RefSeq, a predicted model, not a curated record